GCCUGUUGUGAUUUAACAUCACUUUUAAUUAGAUAUAACUCGGAAGACAUGGCCGUCUGUGAAAAGAGUUUAAAUAUUUUAACUCAUGUGUUAGAAACUUCCCGACAUAAAGGUGCUAUAGAAUCUGCAGGUGCCGCCUUAGGACAAGCUAUUCAGCAUUUGUCAUCUCAAAGUGAAGAAUCAAAUGCUUCCAAAUUGCCUUACAUUUUGUUGAAAUCAAAACUUAAUAUCUUAAUACAGCAAGCAAGUAAUAUGGCGUCAAUAACACGACGAGGAGCAGGAUUGUCUAUAAUGGUUCAUAGAAUAGUGUCAAGUGAUAUGAAAAAAGGAAAGCCUUUGUUCACCUAUUUUAUGGACAAAUUGUUAGAAGCAUGUGACAAAGUUGACGACAUCCCGAAGUCGAAAGAUAUAGAUAAUAUUGAGAAUCAAGUGGACUUGCCAAAAGCCAUAUACAUCCAUUUUCUGACGAAAAUUGUAACAGACAGCAGUUUAGCCACAGAUGUUACCUACUACUCAUCUAAAUUGGCACAACUAGGAUACAACAAUUUAACAAGUCCACACUGGCAAAUAAGGAAUGCUGCACUACAACUUUAUGGAGCCCUAGUACCUAGGCAAAUAGGACAAAAAAAGGCAUCUGGCAUUGAUGAAGAAACGAUUGCAACUGUAGCAUAUGACGAAUUGAGAACACAUUCUCCAAAAUUGUGGUCAAUCAUCAUAAAUCAAUUAAAAAAUGAAAAUAACUGUGACAAAUUGCAAUCCCAUUCAAAUUUAGUGUCUAUUUUGAAUCUGUUAGCAAACAGUGCAAAAAGAUAUAACUUUUCAUUUAAUAUGUUAGAAGGGACAUCUGCAGAUGAGGAAUUAUUGGAGUAUUUUGUAUUAUUACUCGGAAGUCCAAUAUUUACAGUUAGAAGAUUGACUGCUAAAUGUAUAUUCAACAUAUACACAUUCGAAACAAUUUAUAAAAUACUUAUAAAUCUUGAAAAUCUAUCAGAGAAUUCUCUUCAUGGUCAUCUCACACUGAUGAGACAAUGUCAUAAAUACUAUACAGGCUCAAUGUAUAAACCUCAGUUCAGCAAAUUGCAAGCAAGGUAUUCUACAGUUUUUACAACUAAAAACCAUUCAUAUAUGUGCAAAGAACUCUUUGAUGACAUGUUUUUAGAUAAUGUUACAUUAAAUGAUGUAACACAAGCAUUGGAAGUUGCUCAUAGGAAUUUAUAUAAAGCUGGCAUAGAUACAUGGGUCAAUACUAUUAUUCAAAAGUAUUUAUUGUUUUGUUCAUGGACUGAAGUGCCACAGAUGCUGCAAGUAUUAAUGGAUACAGCUUAUUUUGAAAAAGGCUGUGAAUACAUAAUCAUGAAACUGAAAUCCUUCAACAAAGUUUCUGAAUGUACACUUACAGAAAUAACAAAUACCAUAUUGUUGUAUAAAUAUAAAUAUGGCCGAAAUUUCAUUUGGAAAAUACUAUAUCUUAUAAGUUUAGAAAUACAAAUUACACAUAUAGAUAUUGCAGAGCACUUGAAAGGUACUAAUGAAGAUAGCUUACCAUAUAAUAUGAGAUACUUGCUUCCACUUGCGGCUAGAGUUGUAGCAAUUAGAGACAUAGAUCUGCAACUAAAAUUAGCGAAAAUAAUUCACAAUUUAACUAACCCUCAAAAAGUUGAUGUGGACAUGAGACAUAUUGCAGCUCUUGCAAAUAACGAAAUGGCCUCUAUUUUUGACAAUUUGUGUGAUAAUUCUAAGGUAUUAUUGAUAAAAUCAGCUGUAAAUCUAUUACAAGAUGAAGAUGAGGAUGUGAGGUAUUCAAGUGUCAUUUUCUACAAAACCAUAAACAAAUUAGAAAUGCCUUUAAAUCCUUACAUAUGUUUGCAAAGAAUAUUGGACCCAGAUUUUUUAAAAGACAAUUUCAUGGAUGCACAAAAUGGAAUUAAUAUUCUUUGUAAUGAUUUGUCAGUUUCUCUCCAAACCUCACAAUGUGGUAUAGAUGAAUAUAAUCCAUUUGCCAAUGAUUCUAAAAACAUUUAUUUAGAAAAUGAAGUUUUGAAAAGAUUAAUAGAAAAACUAAAAACUGUUGCAUUUUAAAUAUUUUAUUUUUCUUACUGUUUAGUAUUAUUAUUUACAAAAUUAAAUAUAACUUACACAAAUAACAUGUAUUUACUCAUCAUAAUAAUAUUUUUGUGGGGGCGUUGUGUCAUCUAUUUUUAUGGAAACAAUGUGUCGUCCUGGCACCAUCACUAGACCUAGUACUCUUGGCUCUUCAGUUUCACCAUUGCUAUUCUUGAGAAAUUCAGAACAUGCUCCUAAAAUUAUAUAUUUUUUUAUUUUAUUUGUAAAAUCUAGUUGUUUAUUUAUAAUACACUUGCUCUCUAUGUAAAGAGAAAGUAACACACACUUACACUUUUAUAUAUCAAAGGUGUAAGUGGAGGCCCAUAAUGUGCCAACUUUUGUAAUAUGCGUUCCCUCCUAUGAUGAGAUAAAGGGUGAAACUAUGGCAAUAUCAGGCAGAAACUUCAGUCUCAGGGCUGAUACUAAGGAAAACUUCCCAACCCUAGAUUCGAACCAGGACCAUAGAGCAGUAGUCGUGCCACACACCCAAUACAACUGCACUGCCAAGGCAGUCAGUAAAACAAUCAGUGAAGUAUUUAUAUUGUAAACUUCUAGUAUGGAUUAAAGAUACUUAAUUAAUUUAUAAGUUACAAGUAAAUCAUAAUACAAUACCUAAUAUAACAUUUGCAUCCCUGUCUGUACAGAGAAAAACUCCAAUAAGGACUCUGCCAUCAGACAUUUCAAUUUUGAAAUUCAUGUUUAGCCAUUUUCUUAGUUUUGUUUUACCAUCUUCCAAAUCCUGAAAAAAGAAGAAAUAUUUUUAUUAACAAAAUUGUGUAACCUGCAUUUUAUGUUAACAUUCUUUGUCUGUGAACUGUGUGGUUAAGGAUUAGAUUUAGAUGUCAAAAAUUAGCCAAGAAAGAAAUGAGUUACUUGAGAGAAGGUAUACCACAAACAGUUUUAUUACAAAGCACUGCAUUGCCCUGUGCCCUGAAACAUUAGUUGUUUCUCGUGACAAUCAUAGUAAUUACAAUUACACAAAUUGAGUCAAAAUAGUGCUCGUCGGCGGAAAAGGCAGACAUUACGUGUAGAAGACAAAAUUGUAGUAAAUAUAGUUCUGCAGUUGAUAUGUACAUAAGUAAAUUUACAUAUUAUAAUAAGAGACUGGUAUUCGUUUUAGUUAAAUAUUGUUGGCAAACUGACUCGGUAAACUUAUUACAAGGUUACACCCUUUUAUAUACAGGGACAAAGAAAUAAGUGGAUCCAAUGAUUUAUAGAUGCUCUUUGCCAUUGAUGGCAGAACAACGUAGUGUUUGGUAAAACUUAUCUAUACCUUAGUUAUGUCGAGAGGUUUUUCUAAUCCCAUAGUAUCACUCAUUUUUACAGUUUUAUUUUUAUUUCCAGAAUAUAAUUUCUAGCGCCAGACUGUGUAGCCGUAUUUUGGUAUUACCGUAUUUUGUAAUUUGUUGACAAUUCUCAGAUGUCAUUUGACGGUUGACAAUUUGUUUUUUUUUGUUAUGGCUAUGUCUCAGAACAAGAACAAGCAGGCUAUGUAUACCGAUUUUUAUUUCAAUAUAAAUUACACACAUACGUAAGAUUUGGCAGUUGGUCGUAAGACUCUAAGGACGAAUUAAAAAAAAACAAUAUAAAUGCAUUUAUUAUAAUAUAAAAAAAAAACAUAUUGUCCUGUAUUUGCAACCUUAUGUUUGUAUUGGAAAGAAAGAUUUGUAAUCAACUAAACAAAUAAAUUGUGUGUUCGUUUACGGAA
Manduca sexta (tobacco hornworm) is the source of this 3811-nucleotide messenger RNA. RefSeq lists its product as uncharacterized. Gene Ontology annotation, cellular component: cytosol. Gene Ontology annotation, biological process: tRNA methylation. Lineage: Eukaryota; Metazoa; Arthropoda; Insecta; Lepidoptera; Sphingidae. The record is from RefSeq and is a predicted model, not a curated record.